CCCAACAGCCAGAAAAAAAAAAUGUGACACAAUUCACUGCUGCUGGAGAGACGACAGCCCAAGGUUGAAUCCCCGCAGGAGCAGCUUCGCUUCACCGUGGUGGACCCCAGGAAGACAGAACAAGCCCAAAUGGGAGAACAUGAGAGACGGUGCCUCAGAGCAAGAACUUUUUGCUUACAGCUGGAAAGUUAAAGUUAAUAUGUAGUAGACUUCAGCUCCACAGAGUCUAAGGACGACAAUAUGGAUAGUAAAUCCAUUCUGGAAGAACUGCUUCUCAAAAAGUCACAGCAAAAGAAGAAAAUGUCACCAAAUAAUUACAAGGAGCGGCUUUUUGUUCUAACCAAAACAAGCCUUUCCUACUAUGAAUACGACAAAAUGAAAAGAGGAAGCAGAAAAGGAUCAAUAGAAAUUAAGAAAAUCAGAUGUGUGGAAAAAGUCAACCUUGAGGAGCAGACACCCGUGGAGAGACAGUACCCAUUUCAGAUUGUGUACAAAGAUGGGCUUCUUUAUGUCUAUGCAUCAAAUGAAGAGAGCAGAUGUCAGUGGUUGAAAGCACUGCAAAAAGAGAUUCGGGGCAACCCCCACCUGUUGAUCAAGUAUCACAGUGGCUUCUUUGUGGAUGGGAAGUUCCUGUGUUGCCAGCAGAGCUGCAAAGCAGCCCCAGGAUGCACUCUCUGGGAAGCAUAUGCUGAUCUGCACAUUGCCAUCAGUGAUGAGAAACACAGAGCUCCCACUUUCCCAGAGAGGGUACUGAAGAUUCCAAGGGCAGUUCCCGUUCUCAAAAUGGAUGCAUCGUCUUCAAAUGCCAUUCUACCCCAAUAUGACAGCCACUCAAAGAAAAGUUAUGGUUCCCAACCAACCAUCAACAUACGCUAUAUUCCAAGGGAAGACUGCCCUGAUUGGUGGCAAGUAAGAAAACUGAAAAGCGAGGAAGACAUUGCACGCAGUAACCAAUUGGAAAGAACUAUCGUAUCUCACAGUACCUCAAAGAUGUCAUGGGGAUUACCUGAGUCAAGUUCAUCUGAAGAAGAGGAAAAUCUGGAUGCUUAUGACUGGUUUGCUGGAAAUAUCUCCAGGUCACAAUCUGAGCAGUUACUGAGACAAAAGGGAAAAGAAGGAGCAUUUAUGGUUAGAAACUCCAGCCAGAUGGGAAUGUACACAGUGUCCUUAUUUAGUAAGGCUGUAAAUGAUAAAAAGGGAACUGUCAAACAUUACCACGUGCAUACCAAUGCUGAAAAUAAAUUAUAUCUGGCUGAAAACUACUGUUUUGAUUCCAUUCCAAAGCUCAUUCACUAUCACCAACAUAAUUCAGCAGGCAUGAUCACACGGCUCCGUCACCCAGUGUCAACCAAGGCCAACAAGGUCCCAGAGUCUGUGGCUCUGGGAAGUGGAAUUUGGGAACUGAAAAGAGAAGAGAUUGCCUUGCUGAAGGAGCUGGGCAGUGGCCAGUUUGGAGUAGUCCAGCUGGGCAAGUGGAAGGGGCAGUACGAUGUGGCUGUAAAGAUGAUCAAGGAGGGUGCCAUGUCAGAAGAUGAAUUCUUUCAAGAGGCCCAGACCAUGAUGAAACUCAGCCAUCCCAAACUGGUGAAGUUCUAUGGAGUAUGCUCAAAGAAAUACCCCAUCUAUAUAGUAACGGAGUAUAUAACGAAUGGUUGCUUGCUUGAUUACCUGAAGAGUCAUGGGAAAGGACUAGAAAGCUCCCAGCUCUUAGAAAUGUGCUAUGAUGUCUGUGAAGGCAUGGCCUUCUUGGAGAGCCAUCAGUUCAUACAUCGGGAUUUGGCUGCUCGGAACUGUUUGGUGGACAGUGAUCUCUCUGUGAAAGUCUCAGACUUUGGAAUGACAAGAUAUGUCCUUGAUGACCAAUAUGUCAGUUCAGUAGGAACCAAGUUUCCAGUCAAGUGGUCGGCCCCAGAGGUGUUUCACUACUUCAAAUACAGCAGCAAGUCGGAUGUAUGGGCAUUUGGGAUCCUGAUGUGGGAGGUGUUUAGUCUAGGGAAGCAGCCCUAUGACUUAUAUGAUAACUCUGAGGUGGUUGUGAAGGUCUCCCAGGGCCACAGACUCUACCGGCCCCAACUGGCAUCAAACACUAUCUACCAGAUCAUGUACAGCUGCUGGCAUGAGCUUCCAGAAAAGCGCCCCACAUUUCAGCAACUCCUGUCUGCUAUAGAACCACUUCGGGAACAAGAUAAACCAUGAAGAGAAAAUUCAGUGUGGUGAUCAGAAUGAAUGUCGAUGUUGACCAAUACUCUCAUUGUAAGGGAAGUAGAAAGACUCAGUGUAAUGUAGCUAGUUCUUAAUAAUGAUCUAUGUGUUGUUUAUCUGUUAUAUUAUCUACAAAAAAGCAAGGUAGGAAACAAGAUUAUUUCUUUGAAAUUUAGGUCAAAUUGGUAAUUUUGUUUGUGCUGCUUUUAAUAUAUACUUCCAAGACUCUGGUAGCAGUUCAUUUUUAGAUGGCAAUUUACAAAUUGUACUGUAUAUAAAGACAGAGCAGAAUUGAAAAAGGUGAUUUUUUGGGAACUCCAUUUUUUUCUAUUGGAACUAGUGUGAUAAUUAAAUAUCUUUUCAAGAACAGGAAUGUAUAUGUCUGCUUCUGUAUGAGAAAUGUCUCGGGCAUUUGAAUAUUUGUUCUCUGUUUGUGGCACUGUUUGGGGGAGGUUAAGAGGUAUAUCCUUCAUGGAGGAAUUAUGUCAAUGGGACGGAUUUGAGAGCUUAAGGCAUCACCCUACCUGUAGUUGACUAUCUCUGCUUCUUGCUUGCAGUUCAAGAUGUGAGCUCUCAGAAGUCGAAGAGGUAGCUUAGUGGUUAAGAACACUGGCUUUUCUUCCAGAGGACCCAGAUUCAAUUCGUAGCCCCUGCACAGUGGCUUAUAACUUGUCUGUGAAUCCAGUCCUAGGGUAUCUGAUGGCCUCUUCUGGCCAUCAUGGGCACCAUGUACACAUGUGGUACACUGACAUAUAUCCAGGCAAAGAAGAAAAAUGAAGGGUUUGAGCUCUUAACAUCCUGCUCUGUCUGCCAUGUCUGCAAGUUGCCUUUGCCCUGCCAUUUUGAACUCUAACUCUCUGGAACUAAUAAGCAAAAUAAACCCUUUCUUCUAUAAGUUGUCUUGGUCAUAGCCUAGCCUUUUAUUAUAGAACAGAAAAGCAACUAAUACAUUGUACAAAUGACCUCAAAGUUAGACAUGUGUGUGAGCUAAAUAUAGAGCUGACUACAAUGCAUAUUCCUAGACACCACCUUAGAUAUUUUGAUGAAGCAUGUCUGAAUGCAGCCCAUGAGUUGGCAUUUUCCUCAAGCUCCCAUGCAUGCUGAACUGCCCUAGGGUACUUCAUUAUGUGUCAUGGCACUGAUAUAUGAUCUAGAACUCCAUUUGAUUGAUACAGCUUCUGCUCCAUCUCCAGACUAAAACAAUGAUACUUCAUGUGUCAUCAUGUACAGUGAUAUAAAAUAAUAGUAUUGAACAAUGUGUUGAAUAAUAAUAUUGAGCAAUGUGUUCCAUCUUUCGCACGGAGCACAAUUUUUUAUGAAAGAUGCUCAGGUAGAAAUUAAUACCUUCUUCCUGCACAUGACCCUCCACCAUGCUCCUUGACAGCAUGCUCGUACUAGAAUUAAGACAAUCUUACUUUACAAUGAUGUUAAACCCUAGGAGGCUUUGGAGAUUUGGGCUCAUUUGAAAGAUAGUUGAAGUUUCCAUUUCCAUCUUAAACACAGAUACACAAAUAUUAUUUUAAAGGUUUAUAAUUUUUAUUCAUGUUUAUGUGUGUGUGUGUACUAUAUGUCUGUAGUAACCCUCUGCUCUCUAUAGGCCAGAGGAGGAAAUUAGAUCAUCUAAAAAUGUAGUUAGAGAUGAUUGUGAGCCACAAUAUGGAUGCUGCAAAUCACAUCCGGUCCUCUAGAUGAGCAGCCAGUGCUCUUAAGCGCCAAUGUUCUUCCUUUUACUCAUACCGCCCAUUUCUUUACCCACCAACAAACUCAAAUGUCUCCCUUAAUUAUUUGUUUCUUGACCUUUUCUUAAUGAUUCUGUUAUUUCAGCAAAGAACUGUCAUGAUAAUGGUAUUCUAUUUUUAACAGAUGUAUGCAAAUUUCAA
Messenger RNA from Apodemus sylvaticus (European woodmouse), 4082 nucleotides. It is a transcript of the gene Bmx, whose product is annotated as BMX non-receptor tyrosine kinase. Lineage: Eukaryota; Metazoa; Chordata; Mammalia; Rodentia; Muridae. The record is from RefSeq and is a predicted model, not a curated record. Gene Ontology annotation, biological process: peptidyl-tyrosine autophosphorylation; adaptive immune response; intracellular signal transduction. Gene Ontology annotation, molecular function: non-membrane spanning protein tyrosine kinase activity; ATP binding. The transcript is spliced from 20 exons. The coding region runs from base 241 to 2196 and encodes 651 amino acids.